Molecule: messenger RNA, 1043 nt
Organism: Ochotona curzoniae (black-lipped pika)
Lineage: Eukaryota; Metazoa; Chordata; Mammalia; Lagomorpha; Ochotonidae
Product: AP-3 complex subunit sigma-1-like
Exons: 2
Coding region: 50-559 (169 amino acids)
Biological process (GO): Golgi to vacuole transport; intracellular protein transport
Cellular component (GO): AP-3 adaptor complex; membrane coat; intracellular membrane-bounded organelle
Source: RefSeq, a predicted model, not a curated record
CCGGCCUCCAGCGCCCACCGGGUCGGCCCGGCCCCGGCCCGGCCCAGCCAUGAUCAAGGCGAUCCUCAUCUUCAACAACCACGGCAAGCCGCGCCUCUCCAAGUUCUACCAGCCCUACAGUGAAGACACACAACAGCAAAUCAUCAGGGAGACUUUCCAUUUGGUAUCUAAGAGAGAUGAAAAUGUUUGUAAUUUCCUAGAAGGAGGAUUAUUAAUUGGAGGAUCUGACAACAAACUGAUUUAUAGACAUUAUGCAACAUUGUAUUUUGUCUUCUGUGUGGUUUCUUCAGAAAGUGAACUUGGCAUUUUAGAUCUAAUUCAAGUUCACAAUAUUCUUGCAGAAAUGGUGAUGGGGGGAAUGGUGUUAGAGACCAACAUGAAUGAGAUUGUUACGCAAAUUGAUGCACAGAAUAAACUGGAGAAAUCCGAGGCUGGCUUGGCGGGUGCCCCGGCCCGUGCCGUAUCAGCUGUGAAGAAUAUGAAUCUUCCCGAGAUCCCGAGAAAUAUUAACAUUGGUGACAUCAGUAUAAAAGUGCCAAACCUGCCCUCUUUUAAAUAAAAAAAUUAAAAGACCACUCCCAGGUAAAAUCCAGGGGGGAAAGUCAUCCAAGUUUACCAUGCAUUUGUUUACCAAAAACAGAGGAGAGUCUUACGUGCCGCUCCUGGAUCUGAGUCAAGGUACUGGAUAGAGCUGUGUAAGAUCGCCCGGAAUUCAGUGUUGCUUUUCUUGCUCAGUGAUUUUAAAGAAAUCGAGUAGUUCCUGUGUGAUUUUCUUUGUGUUAUGGUCUGCAUUCCUGUACCCACCUGGGGCAUGCCCUCCGUCUUGGCCGCCGUGGCAGCAUGCCCAGCAGUGCUUGGGGGCUCCUGCAGGAUGGCCCACCCGUCCGGGCAGGAGCGUUGGUGGGGAGCACAAGUGCAGCAUCGCUCAGUUCUUUCUGUUCUUUGUCACAGUUGUUAUUUAAAGAACCAAGUGUGUAUUGCAUGAAAACAUUAUGAUCUCUUCCUCUUAGUUUAAAUAAACUCCAAGGUAACUGGACUUCUAA